GCGCCCCGGAGCCGCCUGCACGGACGGAGCCCACAACGGCCAGGGCAGUGCCGCGGCCAGACGCGGAGGACCUGAGCAGGCAGGCGCAGGCGACCCCGAGCUGAGCCCCGGAGCCAUGGCCCUGACCGAGCUGGCGCUGCUGCGCUGGCUGCAGGAGAGACGCCACUCGCGGAAGCUCAUCCUCUUCAUCGUGUUCCUUGCGCUGCUGCUGGACAACAUGCUGCUCACCGUCGUGGUCCCUAUCAUCCCGAGUUACCUGUACAGCAUUGAGCAUGAGAACACUACAGACACCCAGACCUCCAGGCCGACGCUCACGGCCUCCACUGGGGACAGCUUCCGGAACAUCUUCUCCUAUUACGACAACUCUACCAUGGUCACUGGGAAUGUCACCGGAGACCUACAGCAGGGGCAGCUGCGUAAGGCCACCACACCGCACAUGGUGACCAACACGUCCUCUGCCCCUUCUGACUGUCCCAGUGAACAAAAAGACCUUCUGAAUGAAAACGUGCAGGUUGGCCUGUUGUUUGCCUCGAAAGCCACUGUCCAGCUCCUCACCAACCCUUUCAUAGGGCUGCUGACCAACAGAAUUGGCUACCCGAUUCCCAUGUUUGCAGGAUUCUGCAUCAUGUUUAUCUCAACAAUUAUGUUUGCCUUCUCCAGCAGCUAUGCUUUCCUGCUGAUCGCCAGGUCGCUGCAGGGCAUCGGCUCCUCCUGCUCGUCUGUAGCUGGGAUGGGCAUGCUUGCCAGCGUGUACACAGAUGAUGAAGAGAGAGGCAACGCCAUGGGGAUCGCCUUGGGAGGCCUGGCCCUGGGGGUCCUAGUGGGUCCCCCUUUUGGGAGCGUGCUCUACGAGUUUGUGGGGAAGACGGCUCCAUUCCUGGUGCUGGCCACCUUGGUGCUUUUGGAUGGAGCUAUUCAGCUCUUUGUGCUCCAGCCUUCCCGGGUGCAGCCAGAGAGUCAGAAGGGGACCCCCCUCAUGACCCUGCUGAAGGACCCCUACAUCCUCAUUGCCGCAGGCUCCAUCUGCUUUGCCAAUAUGGGGAUCGCCAUGCUGGAGCCGGCCCUGCCCAUCUGGAUGAUGGAGACCAUGUGUUCCCGAAAGUGGCAGCUUGGCAUUGCCUUCUUGCCAGCUAGCAUCUCUUAUCUCAUUGGAACCAAUAUUUUUGGGAUACUUGCGCACAAAAUGGGGAGGUGGCUUUGUUCUCUUCUAGGAAUGAUAAUUGUUGGAAUCAGCAUUUUAUGUAUUCCUUUUGCAAAAAAUAUUUAUGGGCUCAUAGCUCCGAACUUUGGAGUUGGUUUUGCAAUUGGAAUGGUGGACUCGUCCAUGAUGCCCAUCAUGGGCUACCUGGUGGACCUGCGGCACGUGUCCGUCUAUGGCAGCGUGUAUGCCAUUGCAGAUGUGGCGUUCUGUAUGGGAUACGCUAUAGGUCCUUCUGCUGGCGGUGCUAUCGCAAAGGCAAUCGGAUUUCCAUGGCUCAUGACAAUUAUUGGGAUAAUUGAUAUUCUUUUUGCUCCUCUCUGCUUUUUUCUUCGAAGUCCACCUGCCAAGGAAGAAAAAAUGGCUAUUCUCAUGGAUCACAACUGUCCUAUUAAAACAAAAAUGUACACCCAGAAUAAUAUCCAGUCAUAUCCAAUAGGUGAUGAUGAAGAAUCUGAAAGUGACUGAGACCUUCAAAAGUCAUCACAGUAUUUAAUUGUGUAAAACAGUGUUUCCAGUGAAAUGACUCAUCCAGACCUGUCUUAGUCAUAUCAUCCAUCCCUGGUUAAAGAGGAAAACAACCAAAGGUUAUUAUUUCUUUUCCAUGGUUAUGAUUGAUUGCCAACAGCCUUAUAAAGAAAAAGAAGCUUUUCUAGGGGUUUGUAUAAAUAGUGUUGAAACUUUAUUUUAUGUAUUUGAUUUUAUUAAAUAUUAUACAAUAUAUUUUGACGAAAUAGGUAUAGUGUAAAUCUAUAAAUAUUUGAAUCCAAAUCAAAUAUAAUUUUUUAACUUACAUUCAUGAACACUUGGGCAAAAAUCUUGUAUUUUUUCUGAAUUUUGGUAAUGAGUGUUUAAAACUAAAGCACACAUUAUCUCUGAGACUCUUCUAACAAAGAGAAACUAGAAGGAAAUCUGAAAAACAGAAUCGAUAAGACAGCAUGUUAUAUUAGUCACACUGAAUGAGUGUAGUCAUUAUCAAUACAGACAUGAAUUAAAAGCUAGUUAUCUCAAGUAUAGAGGACAAGCACUUGAGUCAGUCAUCUUUUGGAUUUAUCCAUAAAUCUUAAAUGGCAUUAGUUUUCACCUACCUGGAAAGAGAUGGUUGUAAAUUAUGUUUACAUGCCAUGUGGUUGGCAGCCGACAUAAAGCCAACUAGGAGAAAAUACUAAAUGUUCUGAAAGCAGAGCUAAGUACUCAAACAUAUAGUUUUGAACUAGCAGCUUUCCCUUUAAGAUGUAUAUUUGCUUCUUAGCGGAAGAAAGACAAUUGAGGGGUGUACGUAUGUAACAUUGCCAGAGUUGUUUAAGCAAAGUUUAUCAACACCUAGUUCAAGUUUCAGAAAAGGAAAUUGAAUAGGCUAAUGGCUGCUCUGCCUUGGAAAAUCAGACUAUACUAUCUUAGACCUGUCUUGCAGGUUAUCCAAGUGUUUUCUAGGGAUUAUUAAUUUUAAGUUCUAAAAUUAUUUUUUAGACUUCCUGAAAGUUAUGAAAACAGACUUUUAACAAGGAUGGGAGGGACACAAUUGUGUUUAGGAAAACAGGUUAAAAAAAAAAAAAACAGGGUGGUGGACUCAUCCCUUUUCACAGGCAGAAAAGAAAAACCAAACAUCUAAAAAAUAUGUUAAUGUGUCAUCUAGUGGGCAGUGUAGUGUAGUUUUUUUCUAGGCAUGAAAACAUUGAUGUGCCUUUUCAGUGCAACAGCAGAUACCAUUAGUGAACAGUGUCGGUUUUUGUUGUUUUGUAUGAGAUAUGACUGGAGUGUGAAGAUGUCUCAAAUAAUACUUGUUCAUUCUGCAGUUCUGUCAUCAGAAACAAAAAUUAAUUGAAUGUCAGUUUUGUUAAGCUAGAAUUAAUUGUGUUUGUGUUAACUUGGACAUCCAGGAGCAAAGAACUUUAGAACAAAGACUCCUCAACUUUAGGACUAUUUCUUACUCUCUAGGAAAGUAGCUAAUACUUUUUCUGCUUCAUAAAGCUUCCAUGGUUUGGAGUCUGGUCUCCAAGUGCAGCGUGUUGGAAGCAAACAAGCUUCCUACUCACUUAUUUGCACUGGGUAAUUUAACACAAGUUGGCUAUUUUGCAAGAUGGCACUGGAGGAACUCUUAAUAUGGCUAAAAUAAAAAGGCAGGGCAGUUUCUACUUCUGUAGGGGGAGAGCCUUAAAGAAUGUGCUACCAAUUGGUUCUUUUUGAGGGUUUCUGAUUCUCCUUGCCCGGAAUACAAUUUUCUGUUUGCCUUUAAGGUUCAGCUUCUGUAUGAAUGACUGGCAGAAGCAGGCCUGCUAUUGAUCCCUUGGGUUAAACUAUGUAUCAAGUUUUCAGAACUGUUUUGGGAGCAAAGGAUAGGUUGUAUCUGAGAAAAAGGUCUUAUAUGACUGAUAUUCUGCAUUAGCAAGACUGAAAAAAAAUUUUUUAAAAAAUGUAUGUAUCAGAACAAAGAACAUACAGCAAUCUGAACAUGUAUUUUUUGAACAGAGGUGGUUUUUAUGUUUGUACCUGGUAAUACCGACAAGGUAGCACUGAAUAUUCAACUCUUUCCUUUGACUGCUAUUAUCUAUCCAAGUCAUGUCUGAGCUAGUUUACUUAAUAAAUCUUCUCAACAUUGGACUGGGCCAGUUUGUGUUGUAUAUACACCAGACAUAGGUGCUGGAAUAAAGUAUCUAAGGUGGUAUCAUUUUGACUGUGGAUAUUUAAUUUAAAACUAUUCUGUGCUUGCAGGCAUCAAGUAAAACUACUCAAGGUUAGUUUGCCCGUAUGUUUUGGCUUUCCACAACUGUUUUUAGACUGAAAUAUGUAAUGAGCCACACUAUGUCAAUGUGGAAAAUACCAGUAAGUCAUCCUUGCAUCUGUAAACUUAUUGUUGUCCUGAUUGUUUUGAACAUGUAAACUGUAUUUUAAAAAGUAACAUCCAACCAUCUCACAUUAUAGUGCUUAGCCUGGUUUCUGUAAAACCUUUGGAAUGAGGGACAUUCUGAAUGGCAUACUUGUAUGUAUCUUCCAGGGAUAAAAGCCCACAACUUUAGAUCUUAAAGGGAAGCAUGACUCAAAAGGGAUUGGGGGACUGCCCACUCUUUUUCUGUAAGGGAAGCUGUUUAUCUCAAUUAAUAAUACAUUUUUAGUGAGUUAAAAUUUACUCUAAUUUUAGAGGACUUAAUAUUUUAUUCUUUAUUCUAUUACUGUUAGUAAGGGCCAAAUAUUUUUAAAUUGCUUUUAAAAAAUCCAGAUGUACUUAAAUUUAGAAUUUGACAGAACUUCCAAUAUUCUAAAGCUGUAUGUUCUCCUCCCAGAGUCACAAAAUACCCACACAGUAUUUCAGUCUCAUAUGUCAACAUAUGAUAUUGAGGGAAUGUAAGGCUUGCUAUGAGGAAAUGGGCCUAUUAGUUAUGACUGCUAAAAUGCUGCUCAGCCUGACUGUCCAACUUGGCCAUUCAGAUCUAAAUGCCAGUGUAGAAAAUACACUUUGAAUAAUCUAAUUACUAAUAUACAGCAGAGGCAAACCUAUAAAUGUGAUAAUCCACAGGUUAAGGAAAUAAUGAGAAAAAAAUUAACACUUGAGCAGUUUGCAAAAUAGCAGUUCAUUUAGCAAAAGUGAACUUUGAUAAGCUUGUCUGC
Molecule: messenger RNA, 4804 nt
Organism: Otolemur garnettii (small-eared galago)
Lineage: Eukaryota; Metazoa; Chordata; Mammalia; Primates; Galagidae
Gene: SLC18A2
Product: solute carrier family 18 member A2
Exons: 16
Coding region: 116-1666 (516 amino acids)
Biological process (GO): xenobiotic transport; transmembrane transport; aminergic neurotransmitter loading into synaptic vesicle
Cellular component (GO): terminal bouton; synaptic vesicle membrane
Molecular function (GO): serotonin:sodium:chloride symporter activity; xenobiotic transmembrane transporter activity
Source: RefSeq, a predicted model, not a curated record